AUGGACGACAAGGUCGCCAGAGUCAGCGAAGAUGACCAUGCCCCAGCUUCGGAGAUGGUCAAAGACACAGCCAUUGCAAAGCAGGCCGCAGAAGAGGAACAUAGCCUCACGUUACUCCAGGCUAUUCGGAAAUAUCCCAAAGCUGUCUUGUGGUCGGUUCUACUUUCAACCUCAAUCAUAAUGGAAGGUUACGACAUUGUCCUGAUAUCAUCUUUCUUUGCUCAACCUGCCUUCCGGGAGCACUAUGGGACCUACCAACCUUCAACCGAUACAUGGCAAAUCACAGCUUCUUGGCAGAACGCUCUCAGCAACGCUGUCAGUGUUGGCACCAUCAUCGGAGCCUUUGCCAAUGGUUACUUCACGCAUAAGCUUGGAUAUCGCAAAGUACUUCUCGCCUCCUUGGUAGCCAUAUGUGGCUUCAUCUUCAUAUCCUUCUUCUCACCUAACCUCCCUGUUCUUCUCGUCGGACAAUUCCUAUGUGGCAUCCCAUGGGGUGUAUUUGCUACCAUGGCCCCCGCAUAUGCUUCCGAAGUCUGUCCUAUGGCAUUGAGAGGUUACUUGACCGUUUACGUUAACCUCUGCUGGGCUAUCGGACAACUCAUUUCGGCCGGUGUACAAGCCGGCUUCUCGAACAAUACCGGACACUGGUCUUAUCGAGUGCCAUUCGCUAUUCAGUGGGCAUGGCCUCUUCCGUUGUUCGCAGUUCUUUUCUUCGCACCUGAGUCACCAUGGUACUUUGUUCGUAUCGGUGACUACAACGAAGCCGAGAAAUCAGUUAUGCGACUGAGCUCUUCAAAGGAACCUGGCCAUGCCAAGCAAGCAGUCGCCAUGAUGAUCCAUACCAAUGAGAUCGAGAAAUCAAUCGAUCAAGGUACCUCAUAUAUGGACUGCUUCCGUGGAAUCGACAGACGCAGAACUGAGAUUGCUUGCAUGGCUUUUGCGGCUCAACCUUUUUGCGGCUCGGCCAUGGGUGGGACACCGACAUACUUCUUUGUACAGGCUGGACUUCCCGAGUCCAUAUCCUUCAGAAUGUCUGUCGGCGGUCUAGGCAUCGCUUCUGUUGGCACGAUCAUCUCUUGGUGGCUGCUAGCUCCCUUUGGCCGGCGCACGUUGUAUCUCUGGGGCCUUGGUUUGCUCACAGCGGUACUGAUGAUAGUAGGUUUUAUCAGCGUCGGUGCAGGAGACUCACAAAGCGGCAAUUAUGCCCAAGCCAGUAUGAUGCUCAUUUGGUUGGGGGUUUAUUACAUGACAGUAGGCCCAAUCUGUUAUGCCAUCAUUAGUGAAGUGAGUUCUACUCGUUUGCGAGCAAAGACGGUUUGCGUCAGUCGAAUCGCUUACUACAUUGCCCAAAUCAUUUGCAAUGUCAUUAACCCAUACAUGCUGAACCCAACAGCUGGGGACUGGCGAGGAAAGACUGGGUUCUUCUGGGGCGGAUGUUGUUUUUUCUUCUUUAUCUGGACAUUCUUUCGGCUUCCUGAAACGAAGAACAAGACCUUUGAGGAACUCGAUAUUCUUUUCGCCCAUCGUGUCAAGACUCGCGAGUUUUCCAAGUACAAGGUCGAUGCUUAUGCCGAGGAUGAUCGUACAUUCACCGUCAAGGAUGGUAGUCACUGA
Fusarium pseudograminearum CS3096 is the source of this 1614-nucleotide messenger RNA. RefSeq lists its product as uncharacterized. Gene Ontology annotation, biological process: carbohydrate transport; transmembrane transport. The record is from RefSeq and is a predicted model, not a curated record. The coding region runs from base 1 to 1614 and encodes 537 amino acids. Gene Ontology annotation, cellular component: membrane. Gene Ontology annotation, molecular function: carbohydrate:proton symporter activity. The transcript has a single exon. Lineage: Eukaryota; Fungi; Ascomycota; Sordariomycetes; Hypocreales; Nectriaceae.